AAAUACGUGAAUUCCGAAUCGAACAUUCAUCACCUACUUCAGUAGGUAGCCACUUACCUAGUGAUAUCAACGAAAAAGACAGUAGUGCUGUAUUGCUCUCGUUUGAGAAUUUUUUCUAGCGCUUGAAACUCAAAAUAAUUUCUACCAGACCCAUACAAGAUGACCAGUAUCAUCAAUGAAAACACUCUACUGGCCAUAUUAAAAACCAAACAUCACUGCGAGCCCAGCUCGAUUCGUGUACUAGAUUGGCACACCGAUGAAAACAUCCUCGAAGCAGGCUCCAACUUCACCACUCGAGCAUCUCGAUUAACUAUUCGCUACCGACUUGAAAUAGGAACCCACGAGGAGGACAUUUCACCCCUAGAGGAAAACUUCUUCGUCAAAGUGCCAGGCAACGCUCCACUCUACGAAUUGGCCAAAUCAUUGGGCUGGUAUAUAAACGAGGUCGCCAUGUACACCGAAGUAUUUCCUCAAAUGCGCUGCAUCGUCGACAACCAGGAUGAAUUUUUCGCACUCAAAUGUCACUACUCCGAUGAUGACCUGUCACUGGUGCUCGAAGACUUAUCACAAUCCGGAUACAGAUGCGCUGAUCGAGUUCAACAACUCAACAUCGAGCAUUGCUUCUACGUCCUACGAAGUUUAGCUAAAUUCCACGCAUUAUCCGUCAAAUUGGAAACAACCGUCGGUCUAGCCGAAUGUGUGAAACGCAAACCAAUAUUCCAGUCCGAAGGUGUAUCCGAAUCGAACAUGGCUUUUAUGAAGUCCCAGGUUCCGGUAUUUAUCGAUAGUCUGCCGCAGAAUCUCAAAGAUCGAUAUCCGAAUAUGUUGGCGUAUUUCGAGAACUUCUCGUGUGUGGAAGUUAUGAACAAAAUCGCCAAUCGAUCGACGUCCAGCAACUUCAACGUUUUAUGCCACGGUGAUUUUUGGACCAAUAAUAUCAUGUUCAAGUACGACAAAUACGGUACCAUAGAAGAUGUCAAAUUAAUCGAUUUUCAACUCACCAGUUGGUCGAAUCCGGCCAAAGAUUUGAUUUAUUUCACCAUCACCAGCGUCAAGUUCGAAGUGUACGUGAAAUAUUUCCCUCUUAUGCUGAGAAUCUAUCUGGAUACGUUGAACAGAGUACUCAGUCAGUUGAACUGUACAAAUUAACAAAUGGAAAGUCUUCUCGAGGAUUUGCAUAGGCGUGCUACCCAUAGGUCGAUCGGAUCCGGCCAUCCAAGCAAACGAAGAUGAUGAGACUGAGAGUGUAACGAAUGGCACAGCCAAGACGGAUAAGAAGAAGCAAUUUUUAGACAUUUUGGCCAACUGGUUCGAACAUCUUGCUAAAAAAGGUACUUUGCGAAUUGAUGACAGAAAUUUCCUUUAAUUUUUACUCUAUUUUUGUAAUUCAUGUUUUUAAUGAAUUAGGUAAUUUUUAAAGAACAUGUUUAAGAAUUUUCAAUACUUUAUUACAUUAUUACAUUCAUCAUGAUCUCAAUGUUGAAACAGUAAAAAACAUGAAUAAAAUCAGAAUCAAACUUGUGAAAGUCAUUUUAAGAUUCAAAAAACAAAACGAAAAAAUUUGAAUAUUUUUUUUUUUUUGCAAAAAAAUUUUUAUAAAAAUGUGCAUGCCUCUGAACAUUUCCAAAAAGCCUCACGUAAAAUUGUAUCACAGCUCACAAAAUAAAAAUUUUAAAAAGAAGUAAAAAUAGAAAUUCAGCAAUGCACAUUUUUCACUCAAA
This is a messenger RNA of Planococcus citri (citrus mealybug), 1721 nucleotides long. RefSeq lists its product as uncharacterized. The transcript has 3 exons. NCBI's taxonomy places the organism in Eukaryota, Metazoa, Arthropoda, Insecta, Hemiptera, Pseudococcidae. The record is from RefSeq and is a predicted model, not a curated record. The coding region runs from base 160 to 1149 and encodes 329 amino acids.